AUGACAGAAGUUUCUGUACACCCUUUAGUUAUUUUGAACGUUAGCGAUCAGAUAAACAGAUCAAAGUGUAUAAAUAGUAAGAAUAUUGUUGGUAUUAUUAUUGGAAAUCAACUUGGUAGAUCCGUAGACAUCAUCAAUAGCUUUGAGCUUAGGUUACUAGAUGAUGGCAGUAUAGACGAUGAAUAUCUGACUGGCAGACUCGAGUUAUAUAAUCAGGUUUUCCCACAGUUUGAGUUACUCGGUUUCUAUACAAACAUCCCAGAAUCAGAGCAUUUACAAGAGCAACUCUUCAAAUACAGAGAAUCGCCUUUGAUGCUAUAUUAUGAUGAGUCUAUCACUGACAGCUUACCAUUCGAGAUAUACGAAUUGAUAAAGUCAUACGAGAAAAUAUUCACCAACAACCUUAACCUAACGAUAAAAUCAUCAGAAGUGGAAAUGAUAUCAAUCAACCACUCAAACAAAUAUACCAACAAUCAAUUGAAAGAUUCCAUAGAUGGUGACUUCAACUCAAUCAGCUUAUUACAUAGCAGAUUGAGCGUCAUUGUCAAUUACCUUAACAACCUGGGUGAUUCACAACCAGAUCCUGAGAUCAAUGCAAUGUUAAACUCACUUUAUCAUCUACUCAACACGGAUAGUCAUCAAUAUAAAGACGAAUUCAAUACUGAGUUUAAUGACACGCAAUUGACGACUCUCUUGAGCAGUCUAACAACAUCAACAAACAGCUUGAAUUCGCUUCUUAACAAAUUUCAAGUCAUUAACAACUCAUUUGAUUUACUUGCACAGCAACAAUAAAAAUAUUAAACUGAAUGCAUUCUAUUUAAGAUCUUCUCGGUUUGCUUAUUUAGCUUUAACUGUGGUACUUUCUUCUCAAAUACCUCAAUCAUUCCUUUACCCAUGUUUAUUAGUUCUUCUCUAUUGUGAACUUCUUUGAAGUACCUCCUUGGUCGAUAUUUGUAUUCGAACUUUGGUCCAGCCGGCUCACCGAUUUCUAGUAGACUUUUAAGGUAUAUGUUUAGACUAUUGAUAGCAAAAACUUCCUUUUGCUUCCCUUGAUAGCUAUCUAAGAGGUUAUCGACCAGAUUGGCCGCGCUAUCCUCGUAUCCUGUCCGAAGUAGCCAUCUGAGGCAAGCAAGAGAGAGAUUUACCGAUAACCCAUCCUUGGCUGUUGGCAACUGAAAUAAUCCUUUUUGCAAAACGACGAUAGGAAGCACAUUAAUCAAAGCUUGUUGCGUUGGUUUCGCAUCAUCUAUCAGACUACCUAGACUGUUGUGAUCGAACGCUGCAAUUGCCUUGCUCUGUGAUAAGCUGUAACUCCUCCGCGCUCUCGCUUGAUCCCUCUGAUUCUUGUUUAUACCAAUGCGACCAUUGUGUACGCCAUUCAAGAGAAUAAUAAAGGCUUUCUCGGAAAUGAGCACACCUUUUCUGAUGUUCUGGAUAUAAUAAGCCAAAGUUUUGAUAUCUCGCAAGAAUACCAAUCCGGGUAUGAGUAAAUUCGCUAUAGCACUCUCUCCGAAAAUGUUUAGCCGACUGGUAGCUUUCCUGAUGGCUUUCCUGUCAUGGCGAAUAAGCGCUCUACUGAGAUCUUUCAGUUUGUCGCUAUCGAGUAUCCUUUGCUUGGCUAUACGACGUUUCUUGAGUAAAUUACCCACACGCGGUCGACUAGCCCGGUUUUCUCUAAGUUUUCUACUCUCUAUUAGUCUGUCUUCUAAACUGAAUGCUAUGGCGUUCUGCCUUCUUGGUUUUGGACGGUCAAUAGGGUGGUGCCUUUCUUCAUAUGUUCCUUCUACAGGGAUAUUGAUAGCUGGUCUACGCUCGUAUGUUCUUCCACCAUAUACAGCUGGUACAGGAGCCCCUAAACCGCUGUCGUCUUCUCGCGGUAUUCUCGUCGACAGCGCCCGCGAGAAAGCAAUCCAGCUUGAUCGACGUAGAGUGGCCAGGCUGAUUGCCAUCUGAUAAUUUGUUAGGAUCGUACGCUAGAUAUCCUAAUAUACCUACAACACCCUUCCUAAUGGUACACUUACAACAACAUAUAUCAAUUAAAACGAGGAAUAUAUAAAAAAAAUAUUAACAAUUUUACAACAU
Molecule: messenger RNA, 2082 nt
Organism: Wallemia mellicola CBS 633.66
Lineage: Eukaryota; Fungi; Basidiomycota; Wallemiomycetes; Wallemiales; Wallemiaceae
Exons: 1
Coding region: 1-792 (263 amino acids)
Cellular component (GO): COP9 signalosome
Molecular function (GO): metallopeptidase activity; protein binding
Source: RefSeq, a predicted model, not a curated record